AUGUUAUUCCCCUCAUCUCUCUUUACACCAAACCACUCCCACGCUCAGCUAUGCAACUCCCCAGACAAGCGCUUUCCAAACAACAGUGUCGGAAUACCAAAACUUCUUUGGUACAAAUUAGGUCCAAAGGGUCUCAAUGAAGACACAAGAGCCUGGACAGAGAGUUGCAUCGAGCUCAAUCCUACUUAUACCGCGGAGUUCAUGACGGAUGAGGCAGCUGAUGCAUAUGUGAAGAACACCUUCGCAUCCCGUUCCGACAUCGACGAUAGGACCGUCUCAAGUAUUGUUGAGAGCUACCUGGGCCUGACAAUACCGAUUCUAAAAGCCGAUUUUCUCCGGUAUCUAUUGUUAUUCGACAAAGGCGGCAUCUGGUCCGAUCUAGACGUAUCUUGCAAGGGCGUGCCAUUUGACGCGUUUGUACUACCACAGUACAAAGACGCUGCACUCGUUGUGGGAUGGGAAUUCGAUAUGGGGUGGGAUAUGCCCUUCGUCCGCCAGUUCGCAAGUUGGACUAUUCUGGCAAAGCCGGGCUCGCCCCAUAUGUGGCAGGUCAUUGUCGACAUACUGGACUCCUUGAGUACCACAAUGGCAUCCAACAAUGUCACAAUCGGGAAUCUUACACUUUCCAUGGUCGGCGACGUUGUCGACUUUACUGGUCCAAGGCGUUUGACGAACAGUAUCUACAAGAGCCUUGGGAAGACAUUGAAGAGAACGAUUGGCGAAAAAGACAUGUCCAAACUCCUGCAACCGAAGUUAGUUGGCGACGUCCUCGUCAUGCCAGGACGAUCGUUUGCUGCCUCAUCAAACAGAUAUACGAAAGAGGAGGAAGCACAGCUUCCUGCAGCAUUGGUCACGCACCACUACGCGGGCAGUUGGAAAAAUGAUCAUGGUGGAGAGUCUGUGUGA
Westerdykella ornata is the source of this 906-nucleotide messenger RNA. RefSeq lists its product as uncharacterized. Bases 1 to 906 code for a protein of 301 amino acids. Gene Ontology annotation, biological process: protein N-linked glycosylation. The transcript has 2 exons. Gene Ontology annotation, molecular function: alpha-1,6-mannosyltransferase activity. NCBI's taxonomy places the organism in Eukaryota, Fungi, Ascomycota, Dothideomycetes, Pleosporales, Sporormiaceae. The record is from RefSeq and is a predicted model, not a curated record. Gene Ontology annotation, cellular component: mannan polymerase complex.